AUGCUCGCCAUCUCCGCUACACCAUCAUCUUCAUCUUCAUCGAAUGCCUCCACGACCACGACCACUCCAGAGAAGCACCAUUUCUGGCUGCGCGCCGAGGCAAAGAAGAACGAACGGCGCUCCAUCUUGUUGCCGGAGCACGUGGAGCGGCUCCUCCAGGCCGGCCACCACGUCACCGUCGAACGUUCGCGCCUGCGCUGUGCUCCCGACGCCGAGUACCAGCGCCUCCUCAAGGAACCUCUCCGGCGGCAGCGGCUGCGGGAAGUUCCGUUUCUCGUGUGGCGGGCGUUCCCGUUAUCUCACGAGCCUGACGCGGUGGAGGAGGGGUCGUGGAAAAAGGCUCCGCGCGAUGCCAUCAUCCUGGGCCUCAAGGAACUGCCCGAGGAUGACGACCCGAUCAAGCACAAGCACGUCUACUUUGCGCACGUGUUCAAGGGCCAAAAUGGAGCCGAGAAGGUCCUCAAGCGAUAUGCCAAGGGCGGCGGCAAGCUGUGGGACCUCGAAUUCCUGGUCGACGACAAGGGCGCCCGCGUUGCCGCCUUCUCGGGCGCCGCCGGCAAGGUGGGCAUGGGUCUGGCGUUCGCCGUGUGGGCUCACCAGAAGCUCACCGGGAGGCCCUACUCGCUCCCGCCGCUCAACACGCCCUACGACUCCUUCGCGCACAUGGCCCACCAGAUGCGGGAGCUGCUCGACCAGGUGCUCUCCCGCCUCUUCCCGGCCAAGGCCAAGGUCGGACACGACCCCAGCGUCAUCGUGGUGGGGUCCCGAGGCCGCUCCGGCAAGGGCGCCGUCUCCUUCUCGGAGAGCGUGGGCAUCAAACCGACAGAGUGGGGCCGAGAGCAGACGGCCAAGGGUGGGCCGUUCCCGGAGCUGCUGAACUACGACAUCCUCAUCAACGCCAUCUACCUUCUGCCCGAGGUCAGACUGCCCGCCUUCAUCACUAAGGGCAUGAUCGACCACACUCCCGACAGGUCCGCUCCAUUCACCCUCCACAAUCCCUCUCUCGCCUUCAAGAGCGGCAUCCCCGUUCUCGGCAUUGUCGUCGUCGUCAUCAUCAUUGUUAUCAUUCUCAUGAUGCAAUCGUCGGUCGGUCGGAAGCUGUCGGUGUUCUCCGACGUGAGCUGCGACGUGACGAAUCCCCACAGCGUGUUCCCCAUCUACGACCACCUGACCAGCUUCGUCCACCCGACCGAGUGCGUGGCCGAGCAGCCCACGCCCCUCGAGGUCAUCGCCAUCGACCACCUCCCGUCCCUCGUGCCCCGAGAGAGCAGCAAGGAGUUCGGCGAUCUCAUCGUGGAGCACAUCCUCCAGUUCGAUCAGACGCCCGUGUGGAGCCGAGCGCUGAAGUUGUUCGACGAAAAGGUGCAGCCCUUCCUGCCCCCGUCCCCGAGAGCCGCGGCAUGA
Acanthamoeba castellanii str. Neff is the source of this 1404-nucleotide messenger RNA. RefSeq names its product saccharopine dehydrogenase Lys1, putative. The transcript is spliced from 11 exons. NCBI's taxonomy places the organism in Eukaryota, Discosea, Longamoebia, Acanthamoebidae. Bases 1 to 1404 code for a protein of 467 amino acids. The record is from RefSeq and is a predicted model, not a curated record. Gene Ontology annotation, molecular function: saccharopine dehydrogenase (NAD+, L-lysine-forming) activity. Gene Ontology annotation, cellular component: cytoplasm.